Messenger RNA from Cladophialophora psammophila CBS 110553, 2196 nucleotides. RefSeq names its product homeobox protein cut-like protein. Bases 1 to 2196 code for a protein of 731 amino acids. NCBI's taxonomy places the organism in Eukaryota, Fungi, Ascomycota, Eurotiomycetes, Chaetothyriales, Herpotrichiellaceae. Gene Ontology annotation, cellular component: Golgi membrane. Gene Ontology annotation, biological process: intra-Golgi vesicle-mediated transport. The transcript is spliced from 3 exons. The record is from RefSeq and is a predicted model, not a curated record.
AUGGACGCAAUGGUGAUAUCGGAGGUCAAUGACCCUCGAGCAGAGGAGGAUGGUCCCCGGCCUGAAGACAUCGUACAGAGGUCUCCAGGUGAAGCAGAAAAUAAGUUCCAGAAGGCAAUUGCAGCAUGGCGAAACAUCGAUCUCUCCUCGUUGAUGUCCCAAUUAGAUUCUACAGCCUCAGAAAUUGUCGCCCAACAAAGAGACGCCUUGCUCGAACGGAAGGAACUUGCACAGAAGACAAAGGACUUUCGAAAAUUGGAGGAUACAGCAAAGUUGACCGAGUAUAAGUCACUCUUGAAAGCAUAUCAAACUUUCAUUGACCUGAUUACUGGCCAUGGCAAGACUUCCUCGUCUGCAUUCCUCCAACUAUAUCAGUCCCUCUCCGAGGCUCCGGACCCUUUUCCUCUCCUCGAGGCCUCGGUCGACUCUCUGGUUGCGUCCGAGGAUACAGUGCCAAAGCUCAAUGCUGAAAACCAGCAGCUGCUUGCUCGAGUCAGUAAGUUGACGGCCCAACUCGAGGAGACAGAACAAAAAUUGCAAGACGAAAGCAAGGCCAGAAAAGAUGCCGAGGCUGGAACAGGUACUCUAGUGCAGGAGAUUGAAGCCAAAUGGGAGAACGUCUUGGAGGAGAAACAGAGCAAUUGGACGGCAAAAGAGCGCUUUUUAGAAGAAAAAGUCGAAAACCAGGACAGAUUGCUCAAAGAGUUGAAAGCCAGCUACGAAGUGUCUCAGAGACUUCAGGAUGGUUCUGCUGAAGCUGCAACAUCCAAAGCUGCUGCGGCCGAGCUGGAGAUGAUGACCAACGAACUAGAAAAGACAACUGCCCGUCUUGCCGAAAUCGAGGCGAGGAACGAACAGUUGCGAGUCGACCUUGCUCGAACGACUUCACAGAGCACGGAAAAUCACAACAUUGAAGAAGACCCUUCGUUUUUACGCCUCCAGUCCGAAAACUCUUCGCUUCUGCGGAAAAUUGAGUCGGCAAGGUUCGAGAGAGAAACAGAGAAGAGAGAUUGGGACAAUAAGCUGCGUCAGGCCGAUAGGCAGCGAUCUCAACUCGCAAGUGAGAAUGAGGAACUGCGUACAAAGGUCAGUAAAUGGUCUGACUAUGAAGAUCUCAGACGGGAGCUAGAUACUCUUCGGUCGAUUGAACUGUCAAUUGGGGACGAUGAAGACGGGGACGAUGCUGCUCUGAAUGGUUCGGCAGAGAAUGGCACGAAGCAAUCUUUGGAACAGCUGCUGCUCGCGCGCAACAAGAAGCUCGCCAACGAGCUGACACUCCUACGGGUAUCACAUCAAGACCUUCAACGUCAGCUUGAAGACCUUCAAGAAGAGCUGUCUCGGACGAAUGCCGAGUUGGAGAAAUCCCAGAAACUUUCUUCAACCCUUGAGAACGAUCUCAUGCGCGUUCAGGAGGAGGCCGCAAACGCACUUCCCUCUUCCGGGAUGUCUGUCGCGGGGACAUAUGUAUCUCGGCAUCCAACGGGCUCCUUGCGGCGAGGAAGGGCAUCACCGACAUCCUCAAUCAUUUCGGGCUACGACAUGCAGCCGAGAAGCAAUACUUUGGAGUCACUGCGAGCGGGAGAUCCUGUUGGUGGAGGAUCUGGUAUUUUGCCAAUGAUCCAGGCUCAAAGGGAUCGGUUCAAACAGAAGAAUCAACAACUUGAAGAGGAGUUAUCCAAAACCUACACGACCGUGACUUCACUGCGUCAAGAAGUGGCCUCUCUUCAGAAGGACAACUUGAACCUGUACGAAAAGACGCGAUAUAUCUCCGCAUACAACCGGAGUCCAGCCACAUCGUCUUCAGCUUACUCUGGGGCGCCAGCACACACCGCCAUCCAUAUGGAUGACACGACUACCAGUCGCUGGAAGUCGCAAUACGAGGCCAACAUUUCCCCUUUUGCUGCUUUUCGUGGCCGAGAAGCGGCACGUGCCUACCAGCGCAUGAGCUUCCCAGAAAGAAUAAUAUUUUCUUUGACAAGGGUUGUUCUCGCCACCAGGACUUCGCGCAACCUCUUUGCCGGUUAUUGUGUCGCGCUCCAUGUGUUGGUCUUCGUAAUGCUCUACUGGAUGGGUACCAUAGACGUUGAUCGAAAUGUCGUCCACCUAGGCGAAGCGGCAGCGGCAGCAGUGGGCGGCGCAGGGCUUCGAUCACCUGAGUCCCAUGAUCCAGACUGGCAUCAGGAGGAAUUUGGAUAG